Mycena citricolor is the source of this 1459-nucleotide messenger RNA. Lineage: Eukaryota; Fungi; Basidiomycota; Agaricomycetes; Agaricales; Mycenaceae. The record is from the annotation of a GenBank genome assembly.
AUGGACUCGAAACUCGCGCAGCUCGCAGGUAGUGUGCCGCAGAAGGACAAAGGCGCAGGAUUCAUCACACUUGUCAAUGAAAUCCUCGCACGACCACCUGCAGAACAAGCUUCGGUGGUCUCCGACAUCCACAAGGUGAUCGACACGGUGGUCAAUCAGGACAGCGUCGGUUUGGUGGUCGGCAGACAAGUCUUGUCCGAUUUCGUCAAAGUGCUCGGAGAUGGGCUGGUCAAGUCCACAGAGCUCCGAAAAUCUUUGGUCGAGGAUAUCUUGUCCAUCGUUCAGCCGCGGAUCGUGAACAUACUUCGUUUUCAACUAGCGGACAUAUUGGAGGAAGAAGAGGAAUGGAGCGAGGCUGCGCGCGUGCUCAUGGGUACAUCUCUGGAUUCUGGUCAACGCACGAUGUCCGAGACCGACAAACUCCGGAUGUACAUUCGAAUUGUCCGUCUACUUCUCGAAGACGAGGACUCUGUUCAAGCCGAAACAUAUUACAACCGUGCCGCACUGCUCGUUCAUUCUACAAACGACAAAGAGACUUUGCUCUCCUUCAAACUAUGCCAGGCCAGGAUCAUGGACUACAGCCGGAAAUUCCUCGAGGCGGCGAGCAGAUAUCACGAAUUGAGCUACGUGGGGGAUAUCGACGAGGAGGAAAGGCAGCAGAUGUUACUUGCUGCUGUGACAUGCGCCGUACUCGCUCCAGCAGGACCCAACCGAUCCCGCGUCCUCGCUUCUCUUUAUCGCGACGAGCGCACGAUAGAUCUCCCCACCUACAACAUCCUCUCGAAAAUGUUCCUUGACCACAUCCUCCGCUCUGCAGAAGUGCAUUCUUUCGAAGCUACGUUGAAGCCCCACCAACUGGCGAAGAUCGCCAUCUCCUCGAACGACCGACUGGCCUCUACCGCGCAGGACGAUGAGCUUGCAGAUGCCAACGAGCCGGCCAUCAGCAAACGCACGGGGCCGUCGACCGUGCUGGAUCGUGCGGUGAUGGAGCAUAAUCUACUGGCCAGCUCCAAGAUCUACAAUAAUAUUACGUUUCGCGGGCUGGGCUCUCUGUUGGAUCUGACGCCGGGUGCUGCGGAGACGAUGGCUCGGAAGAUGAUCGAGCAGGGACGGCUGCGUGGUUUUAUCGACCAGGUAGAUCGGCUCAUCUGGUUCGAAGGGAGCCGAGAGGAAGACGACGCGCAAGGCAAGGCUGGUGGAUUGGGCGAUGUCGAGGAAGCUGAGGACACCGGGGCCCCGUUCACGAAGCGUUGGGACAACCAGAUCCGGCUGACGGCAGCGAACGUCGAAUCCAUUGUACAACACCUGACUGAGAAAGGGCUCGUGACCCUGUCCGCCUCGGCUUAGACGGUGCCCCCCUCCGCUUGCCAGUUCACAAUGUAUUGUAACACAAUCGCACACUUUUUGAGACUACUCCUUCCUCUUCCUCUUCGCGCGUUCUCUUUUUGAGUCAAGUUCA